Messenger RNA from Corylus avellana, 1362 nucleotides. It is a transcript of the gene PGAZAT, whose product is annotated as polygalacturonase ADPG2-like protein. NCBI's taxonomy places the organism in Eukaryota, Viridiplantae, Streptophyta, Magnoliopsida, Fagales, Betulaceae. Gene Ontology annotation, molecular function: polygalacturonase activity. The record is from RefSeq and is a predicted model, not a curated record. Gene Ontology annotation, biological process: carbohydrate metabolic process.
AUGGCUCAGCUGCUCUCAUAUUUCAUAAUUCUCAUCAUCAUGCUCUCUUUUAUUUCAUGUUAUAGCACUUUGCAAGAGGACCCACUUCGUCAUUAUAAUUCUGAUCAAGAAUCUGGGUAUGAUUCUCAAGCGUAUCCUUCCUACUUGAGCACCAUUGACGACGGUGCGUUUAAGAACUUGAUCCAGCAAAGAAAUGAUGUCUUAAGUUUGAGGAAGUUUGAUAGAGUCGGCAGCAUUUCAAGUUCGGGUAAAACAGUUAAUGUUAACAACUAUGGAGCUAAAGGUGAUGGCUCUGAUGACGAUACAGAGGCAUUUAAGAAGGCUUGGGAGGUAGCUUGUUCAUCUAAUGGAGCUGUUCUAGUAGUGGUGCCUCAGAAAAACUAUCGUCUUAAGCCAAUUAGAUUCUCAGGUCCUUGCAAAUCUGAUAUUACGAUGCAGAUUUCUGGAACCAUAGAAGCAUCUGAUGAUCGAUCAGACUACAGCCAAGAAGGCAGACACUGGCUAAUCUUUGAUAGUGUUCAAAAUUUAGUAGUUGAAGGUGGUGGAACCAUCAAUGGCAAUGGAAAGAUAUGGUGGCAAAAUUCAUGCAAAAUCAAUAAAGCUCUGCCUUGCAAGGAUGCACCAACGGCACUGACCUUCUACAACUGCAAGAAUUUGAUUGUGAAGAACUUGAAGAUCAAUGACGCACAACAAAUUCACAUUUCUUUCGAAAAAUGCAUGAAUGUUCAAGCUUCCCAUUUGACAGUAACUGCUCCAGAGAAUAGCCCCAACACUGAUGGGAUUCAUGUCACAGACACUCAAAACAUCCAGAUUUCAAGUUGUGUUAUAGCAACAGGUGAUGAUUGUAUUUCAAUUGUAAGUGGAUCCCAAAAGCUGCAAGCCACAGACAUAACCUGUGGACCAGGUCAUGGAAUCAGUAUUGGAAGCUUGGGCUCUGGAAAUUCGGAAGCUUAUGUAUCAGGAGUAACUGUGAAUGGAGCUAAGUUUUCAGGAACCACAAAUGGAGUGAGGAUCAAGACAUGGCAGGGAGGGUCAGGAAGUGCAAGCAACAUCAAAUUUCAGAACAUUGUGAUGCAAAAUGUGGCCAAUCCGAUAAUAAUCGACCAAAACUACUGUGACCAAAACAAACCAUGCAAAGAACAGGGCAGAGCAGUUCAAGUGAAAAAUGUGAUUUUCCAGAACAUUCAAGGGACAAGCUCUUCUGACGUGGCCAUAAACCUCGACUGCAGCAAGAGCUUUCCAUGUCAGGGGAUUUUGUUGCAAAACGUUAACCUAAAAGGCCAAGGAGGGGAAACAGCCAAAGCUUUAUGCAAUAAUGUGAACUUGGCUAGCAUGGGAGUUAUUUCCCCACGUUGCUCUUGA